AAACUGGUUUUGAAUUGUAUUGAUGAGGGUAAAUGAUUACAGAGGUAUGCAUAUAUAAAACUGGUGAUUUCUAUACAUCAGAUACAGGACCUCGGAAACGUGAUAUUUCACACUGAAUAGAAUUCUGGAUUUGAAGAUGUUCCUCAGAUCUAUUGUCGGCUGGCUGCUCACUGCUGUUCUGCUGCCGUUGGCUUUAUCAAGACAAGUCUAUACUACAAGCAAUGGUGGGACUUGCAGAACCGCUUGUGAACAAUAUAAAAAAGAGUACUAUUGGUGUGAACACACAGGUGGUAACAGUGGUUGGUGGGACUACUGCUCCCCUGAAGAAGGUUAUGAUUCCUAUUACAGGCCGUGUUUAUCAGGUUGUCAGAAGGUCAUGGGUUCUAAGUACGAACAGUGUUUUACAAGCGAAGGAUGGAGUAAAUGUGGCCAUGUAGUUGAAGAGUUUGAUCGCUUAUAUACUUCAGAUGUAAGUCUUUGUGUUACUGAUUGUAUGUUUGAUGGAAAAUAUUUUAAAUGUAGAGACAUAUAUGGAGAAAAUGAAAAAUGCUCACCAUUAAAGGAUGUAACUGCAAAAGGAGAGACAUGCCGAAAAGAUCACCCAUGUGAUUCACACGGUUACGAUUACACCUGGUGCUACACAAGCUAUAAUGAAGAUUGGGAUUAUUGCGGGAAAGUAUUUAGUGACUGUGAUUAUCAUCACCGAAGGAAACGUGCUGAUGGAGAUGAAGAGAUCUGCAGAAUAACAGACACGGGAAACAACCGACAGCUGGUACUAACAGCCGUCCCAGUGCCUAAUAAUAAUUUUCGCCAACCAUCACAAGACCAAUUUACUGAAGCCUCCAAUCUCAUUAGCAGAGUAGAUGCUAACUUUUGUUUCCCCGAUCGCAUCCACACUAUGGCUUCUUCUGAGAAUAUUAGAUUGGAUAUGCAAGGGUCAUUUGAGCGUGACGGAGUUAGGUAUCUGAAUGUACAACUUCAACUAAAUCAGCCAAGGCAGGGAUCCUUAUCAAGACGUGCCACAACCAUCUCUCAGAUCCUUUUCCCGCAGGAUCUAGACACUGUUGUCUUUUCCAGAUACAUAAGAAGAGCCCUGAUUACGAGCAUGCGUAGCGCUUACCAUGGGCUUCCUGUAAAGAUUAUCAUAACUAUGAACAGUAUCUAAGAGGGUAUAUACUGUAUAAUAUCUUGCUGAAUGGUUCAAGUUAUAUAACCAAUUGUUACAAUUUCAUAAUUAAUUGUAAAUGUACAAGGUGCCUCAUGUUUAAAUGCUGCUGAUUGAGUACAACAUACACUCUUUUUCAGUUAACCUGGAAAAAAAAUUUCAAUUUUGAAUUAUUCCAAUAAAAUAGUGUCUAUGGGAGAUGAUCUUCCUAUAA
Xenopus tropicalis (tropical clawed frog) is the source of this 1379-nucleotide messenger RNA. RefSeq lists its product as uncharacterized. The record is from RefSeq and is a predicted model, not a curated record. Bases 137 to 1165 code for a protein of 342 amino acids. The transcript has 2 exons. Lineage: Eukaryota; Metazoa; Chordata; Amphibia; Anura; Pipidae.